Molecule: messenger RNA, 8428 nt
Organism: Argiope bruennichi
Lineage: Eukaryota; Metazoa; Arthropoda; Arachnida; Araneae; Araneidae
Exons: 11
Coding region: 1066-7320 (2084 amino acids)
Cellular component (GO): cytoplasm; nucleus
Molecular function (GO): microtubule binding
Source: RefSeq, a predicted model, not a curated record
CGAACGCGGCAACAUGUUUUACGAGCUCGCUCCUCACCUGACCUUCGCUCCUUGGACAACUUGUUGAUCCUCCUUCGCUUCUGCGAGAGGAUGGAGCGAUAGGCACAGUUUCCACCCGCUCGCAUUGUGCGGUCACAAUGAGCUGCGGCAGACUCUCAGCUGAUGGACUUCCUACGUAACCGAAUGUCAGAUCCAAUGCCUGAUAUUACUGAUGAUUUGAAAAAUGAGAUGCUCGUUUUCGUUUUGACGCUCUGAUUUGCUAUUCUAUAAAAGACUUGCCUAGCUGAUGAUAAGGCGUUGCUGAUUGCUUUAUUACAAAAGCGUUACAUGUAACAAGACAUUUUCCGAAACCGCCAGGAUCUUGUAAAAAAUGUGCAUUGGGAAAUAUUGCAACAUAAUGUGAAGUGAUCUGCCAUUUUAAAUGUUAUUUUCUCAAGACUUUCGCUUUGCGUGUGUGUGUGAUAUCAAAUAGUGUGCAUAAUAAUCUCUCGGGAUAUGAAAUAUUUGAUAACUUGCUGUUGUAUUUGGCCGUAGUGGGUUUUAUUCCUGUGUUAUUUAUUCGUUUGGAGCUAUUUUAUUCUUUGAAAGAAAAGAAUUAUUUUCAAGAAAAGCCAGCGAUUUUAAUAAGCGUUCCUUAGAAUGCAUUUCCACAUUUGUGCUUUAAAUAUUUUAAAUAAGAAGUGUGUUGUUGACAAGAAAUGUGAAUAUGAAAUCCUUGUGGAAUCAUUAUUUGAAUAUUGAAAUCAUUCUCCCCCCCCCCCUCCACCAAAAAAAUUCUUUUUCUAUGCAAAAGGGACAUGUUUAGUUCGGUGAAAUGUGAAUUUGCUUCGAUUUUUAGUGACAUGCAUUUCCACGAUUUUUUUUUUUUGGAGAUAUAAAUAACUGAUGUGCAUCCAUCUUCAGUAUGCUUAUUUGGAAACUGUGAACUUCUUCGGGAAGUUUUCAUUAAAAAAAAUAAAUUUCCUUCGGCUCCAUCAAGUCACCCAUAAAGGUCCAGAAAUAACUUUUCGGUGUUCGCGUGCAUCCAUUUUCUUCAGACCGUGACUUUCUCCCACCUGCUCGAAGAUGCGUGUCAGAUGGAAUCGGCAGCUGGACGGCAGCCUCACCCGCCGGCAAGCCGAAGAGGAGGCGGCGGCGGCUGCGGAACUAUGCAAAGACAAACGCAAGUCCACUUCCAAGAUCUUGAGGAUCUUCCGGCGUAAGAAGCACCAUCGGCGACCCGACGAAGAAUCGGAUAAGAAUCCCGACGCCUCCCAAUGCCCUCCAUCCGACGAAGACUGUGCCUCUGUCAGUUCCGUGGCCAGUCAACCAGUGGCCACGGAACUGUGUCAUCGAGAUCGGACAGUGUCCCUCUUCUCCAGCUUUAGAUUGAACUUUCCUGGGGGAAAGAAGAAAUCGAAGCGUAACGGUGGCACGCCUUUGUUUCAAGGAAAUGAACCUGAGAACAGUCGAUAUUCGAGCCCCGAUCUAGUGAGGGAGAAGCUCGGGGCUGCCGCCCACCCACAAACGGAAUUAUCUAAAUCAUCACCCUCUGUUCGAAAUACAAACGAUCCCGAUACUUCGAUUCCAGGGUAUUUCCCAUCCCUUUGUGAACUGAGGCCGGAGACUUCUGUGUCGUUCCAGCAAUUGAAACAUGCCGGUGCGAAAAGUGGCACAGAUAUUGCAAAGCUUGCCAAAAGCGUUUCGUUUUCUGACUGCCAGGCAACUUUGAAUUCUAAACAGGUGACUUGCGCCAGUGCCAAGAUAUUACGAACUCCGGACGGCCAAACAGAGCCAAAGACGAAGACAUUCGGAGAGAACUCAUUUACUCACUCGACCGAGGUUCAGAAAAAGAUAUGUGAAAGUAAAUCGAUUUUUGAUGAUAAUGAUCCGUUACGUUUGCCUACCCAACCGUCAUUCUGGAAAUCCGCUGCCGAAUUCAACACCGGGGGAGCAAUGAGCGAGAUCAGUUCCAGCAGCCACCGAGUUGAUCGGAGCUGCAAGGAAACUCCUCGGAAUAAAUGUGUAUCCAACGAUGCCCGCGGAAAGUGGUCGAGUGUGGCUCACAACACAGAGACCAAUGGAAAUCUUUUUGAAAGAAGUGGUGAUGGUCCGAAAAUCUGUCCUGUUAGUGAUAUACCUAAUGUGAAAAUAAAUGGAAAUGUGACAGUUGCAUGCGAUGGUGAUCCCGUUUCUCGGAAUAUGUGUUCAUCAAAAUUUUCAGCGUGCGAUUUUUCCCAUGAGUCAUCUUAUAUAGGCAGCUUUAACAACCUACGUACAUCUAUAGAGUUACGAGAUAGCUCUAAUGAAGUAAGCAACGUUUGUAGUGCUGGACAAGUGCCCAAGUCCUUUAAGACACAGGAUGAAAGUGAUAGGUAUAAUAAAAUGCCUUUUAUGAAAUCUACUUCACAGUUACUUAAAAAUAUAAACAUGGGAAGUUCUGCUAGAGAUACUUCUGAAAACGAGGUUUAUAAAAGGGAUAUCGAAUCUUCAACGCUUGAAUCGUUAUCAGUGUUGCAAAAUUUUAAUGAUUCUAUAUGUUUCUCUACGCAUGGUGACAAUUCAAAGAGAAAAGUGCUGUGUAACGGUGAUGUUAAAAAGUAUACGCCUACUGUAGUAACAUUUAACUGUGCACAAAGGGAUGUUUGCAAUUCUAUCCCGAAAACGGACAUUUCUGAAAUUAAUGAUUUAUAUAUGGUGCCAGAUAAUGAAAAACAUCUCCUUAAUGAAAUGCUACUCGACUUUGGGAUAAACACUGAAGAAAAUGAGGAACAUAAUGUUUCUCUCGGUGUUAAAAAUUCACCGAAAUCUGAAAUUGUACUUAAAAAUUCACUUUCAUUAAAUACUUUAUCGUUAGGAAUUAAGAAAUCGAAUUUUGUUAAUGAUUCUGACCAAAGUUUGGUGUGCAUUCCUAUUGAUAAUUUGUCCAUUUCUAGUGAGUUAGUAGAAGCUCAGUCAAUAAUUAAUAAUAGCAUAAAUAAUUUUAUUGAUACAUCAGCUGGAUCUGAUUUUACUUCCAGUGUCUUGGAUGGUAAUGUCGUUGGUUCAAAUAGCCCUGACAUUACAAAGAAGGCCGAAAACACCUUCGCAUCCAUUGUCACUUCAAAUAUUGUUGAAGUAGAUGAGCCCUCUGAACCUAUAGUGAAAGAUGAACCUAUCAUUUGUGUUGAGAAAAAUGAUAUCCCUCAAUUUAAUGCGUCUUUCUCAGCAGCAGUAGUGAAUAAAAAUGCAACAGUAGAUAAAACCCUUGAACCAAAUUACCUGCCAAAUAAUUUAAUGUUCAAAGAAAACGAUGCAAUGUCCAAUGUCACAAUUGGUGAUAUCGACAAGUCGAAUGUAUCCCUUUCCUCUGAUUUAAAGAGCGAAAAAACAUCAAUUGCUUCUUCUAAACACUCCUUGCUUUUAACUUAUUUAAAAUCGAGCAACAACCUCCUGAAUGAUUCGUCCCUGAAGUAUAAUUUUCUGAGCCUAUUGCCUGAAAAUAUUGAAUGGUACAGUUUGUGCAAUUAUUGCUCUAUGUCCAAAAAGGCAUCAGUAUUGAAUGUCACUUGUCCCAUUUUCCACUUGGAUGACCUGAACAACAACGCUUUAUGUGAUGCUGAAAGUUAUUUACAUAAAUUAACAGAGAGAAGUAAUGAUUCUAUUCUUCUUUUUCAAAAUAAUUCGAACUCGGGGAAGUACGCAAGGAGUGUUACCGCGUGGAAUGCUUCAUUUGUUCCGAACCUCAUUUUCCCCUGUGAAAUCUUUCCCAGGCAGAAACAGUGUGUCGAUUUCUCAGGUGGUCGUGCUCCUUUUGACUGCGUCCCCUCUGCAUAUGCCACGGUUUGUGGGAAACUGCGAUUGGAAGAGCGAUGCCCUGAUGCGGUGAGUCCCUUAGGCUCCUCAUCUGAGAGCGUCAUGCUUCACCGAUUCGAUUUACACACAGACGAUAUGGAAAUAACUCGGAUCCUUGUAGACGGAAGCGAAAUGCUGGCCAAGGUGGGUGUAUCCGCCGCUUUCUGUGCAAAAUCCUGCACCAACCCCUCUGUGUUUCUGAAAAGUGAUGAGAUGAAAGGUGGGCAUGCUGAGGAUUACGAUCGCCCCCGUUAUUGUGAGCAAAAUCUCGUCUCUCUUCCGAGCGAAAGUUACAAUCCUUUUUCUGCGGAAAUUACGUUUUCAGGUGAUUGGAAUGUAACAAAACCAUCCUCGAAUUUGUUGGAAUCGACCAACAAACCAUGUGCUGAAGUUGAGGCUAUGAUGAAUGAUAGCUGCUGUAUUGAAAAUGUUUCUGAUUUAAUAUCACUCGGAAGCGAGAUGACUUGUUCAGAAACAUGCAGUGAUAGCAUACCUGCGUCGCAGUUAAUCUCAAAUGGAUAUUAUUCUGGGAGCAGUUUACAGUAUAAACCCGAUGAAGUGGAACCCAUUUCAGAUUCCUAUGAAUCCCUCUUGGGAAAAAAUAUUAAAGAUCAAAUAGUGGUGAAUGGAAGCGGUUCUACCGAAGCUUCCGAUUUAUUAUCACAUGUGAUUGUGACGAUACGUGAAGGUGAGGUUAAAAAUGACUUUUCUACUUUGAAUUCAGGUAUUCCGAAUGAAUAUCCUUUUGCUGAUGAUUUACUGACUAAAUGCAGGAAGGGAAUUUGUGAUAUUUCUAUGCUAUUAUCCGAGUGCGAGGAUCAAGUGGAUUGUGAGCUGGAGAUGAAAGAAAAAAUACAGAUUUUCGAAACUGGAUCUUCUGAAAUAUCUCUAGAAAGUUGUGAUAGUAUAUGUGGCGGAAGGACUACGCAUAAAAACAGUUUGGAGAGAAGCAAGUAUUCUCUGAUACCUAGUUUAAAAAAAACAUUUCACAAGGCUGUCGAUGAAGAGCGAUUGCAAAAACCAUAUAGCAAAAAGUUUAAAAAUGAAGGGAUAACUCGAUCGAGCAUCGAUAACUCUCCUGUGGUUACCAAAAUAAAAAUCACCAGUCAAUUUGAAAAUGCUUCUCCUUCGAAUGUGCUGUCUGAUGACAGUCUUUAUAAUUCUUCAUUUGUGAAUGACCACAGCUGUUCAUCGGAAUCGACAUGCAAACAUUCAGGUGUUGACAAUGAGCAGGUGGCAGUUAGUAGGACAUCAUCAGAAUGCGCAAAGCGAUGUAAAUCCGAGGAGUUGCUCUCCUCCCCGUCGAAAGUGCAAAAAUCCAAAUCGAGGCUCCAAGCUCGUCGACACUCUUCAACGGAGGCGAAUUCUUGCAAUAUCACCUAUGAAGAAAAUAAAGAGUUCGAAACCGCAUCACCUGCCGAUCUGCCUCUUGAAAAAGAAGAAUUGUCUUUGCAGCGUUCCUCUUUGAGUGAGGUGCGAGGUCAGGCGGAGUGCGGUCUGCAGUCAAGAUGUGCAUCUCUGCCGCUGGUAAUGGGUCAAGUCAGAGCAACCUCGCCAUUGAAUUAUGUGCGAAGCAAUCGUCCAAUCAAAGAUGUCCCGCGCGGAAAGUCUCGAAUACCUCGAAAGCAAACUGGCGUGCGGAGCCUGCACUCGAAGCCGGUACGCCCGCCCAUGUGGCUGAGCAAGGCCGAGCUGACGGCUGAAAUCCAGAGGCUGGGCACGCUCUGCGAAGCCCGGACCAAAGAGCUCAACAGGCUCAAGAUGGAGACGAAACACGUGUCUGUCGGGUUCGAUGCCUUCGCUUCGCUCUUCAAGUACAUGGUAGAAGACCUGAAUGCUCUGUCGAUGCCAAUGCUCACUGAGGAUCUGAAGAAAACCCUGAAGCAACUCGAGCUGGCCAAGCAAGAUCUGGCUUUCUACGAGAGAGAAGUGGAAGAAAUGAAAGCACACCACUGCCAAGAACUCAAUGAUCUGUCCAACAAAUUGUUUCAAGUCUUUCACGGAGAAGUGACAGAACUGAGUGCAAAGCACCAGGAAGAAAUGAACCGCUUAAAAAGCGAUCAUCAACUACAAAUUGAGAAUUUAAGCUCUACAUUUGACGCCACCUCUCAGGAAUCUAUAACAAAACAUGAAGCAGCGGUCGCCGAAUUGCAGCAAGAACUCAUCAGUCAAAGAGAAGAGCUGCAGCAGUUGCACGUGCGAGAAAUCGCCGACCUGGAAGCAAAGCAUGCCCAAAGUACAAAGACCCUGCAGGAACACAUCGAGCAGUUGCAGAAGAAGUGUGCCGAGCUCAAGCAGCACUCCAUGGGCAUGGAAGAUGCCAUGCGGAAGGACACGGACACCAAGCUGCAGUGGGUGACUUCUAGGAAAGUUGAUCUCGAAAAAGAAGUGGAAAGUCUAAAAGCAGUAUUAGAAAUGAAGAACAAAGAGCUUCAUACACUUCGAGUACAAAAUUUAGAAAUGGAAAAACAGCUGGAGGAGUUGCCCUUGGCCAGGGAGAAGAUCAAAAUGCUUCAGGCGAGAGCAGAAGAUCUAGAAGCUCUGAUGAUCGAGAAGACCAAGCUAGAAAGGAAACUGUCCACCGAAAACCAGCAGAUCCGAGACACCUACGAACGGGAGAGCAAAGUGAACAAGAGACUCUCCAUGGAGAACGAAGAGCUGCUUUGGCGUAUCCGGCAGGCAGAACAGAGUUUCCUGUCCGACUCCUUUUCUGUUGCAGAAUAUCCAGAAGAUGUUGAGAAUGGCUCCAUUUCUCCAACAAAAUCUCCACCCCCUCACAUGUCCCGUUCUGUGUUCUUCACCUACAUGGACAGAGACGAUCAGACCUCCUCUCCAAGGGCACAGUACAAAAAAGUCACUCCAGGGUUCGCUGCCAGCUACAAGACCUCUCCGUACAAGUCCCCACCAACCCCGAGUCCUCGCAGACCCAAGAGCAACUCAGAACCUCCGCAGCCACUCUCGCAUGGCAGCAGUACGCCCCUCAAAGGUUCCAAACAGAGCAGUCUCAAGCAGAAAAAAAGGCCGAGGUCCGGCAGCGACUGCGGGAAAGUCAACAGUGACCAGGCUGACGUCACCUUCCUGUCCAUAGCGGGCAGCAUGACUUCCUCCAUGAGCAGCGAGAACUCGGUGUUCGGGGAGCGACUUCUGGAAGAGCACAAGGAACAGAUUUUGGAAUCUCUGGAGAUCCUUCGAGAACAACGAAGCACAGAGAGCAGCAGAGGGGAAGAGACAACGCCGAGCCUGGAGGGCGAGGACAUGUCCCGCUCCUCCGAGUUCUCGGAUCCAAAGACUUAUUACCACAUGACCUUUCCUGUAUCAGGAAUGCCCGAUUGUGACAUCAGCGUGGCAGCACAAGCUAUACAUUCCACAUCGGAGAGUACCAGUCCCGCAGGGGAAACACAGAGCGUCGGUACAUCUGCAGGCGAUUGUGAAAAGGAAGAGGGAGACAGUAUUGAUUCAGCCAAAAAUGUCCACGAGUCCAAAGAAGAUCGAUGGAGAACUAUUUAAUGAGACUCCUUUAUGUUUUGAAUGGGAGCAUAUAUUAAGGACGAGCUUUAAUGGGAUGAUCCUGAUAUUUUAUAUAAAAUAUCAUUGCCAAAAAAUUCACAAUUUUUUAAGGUUUUCUGAUCUCAUUUCAUUAAUAUAAGAAGGAUUCGCAUUAUUUUAUGAUUUGAUAUUACUUUGAAAACUUCCAAUUAAAUGCAAGAUAAUUACGUUUGAAAUUUAUAUCUGAAUUUUUCUUUAUUGAAGUGAUUUAAACUUUUUUUUUUUUUUCAUAACAGUAAUUAUGUUUUUUUCACAGAUUCUAAUAUUAGUUUUAGGAAUUGCGCUGAGAUUUAGGGCAAGACAAGCGAAGCUUAUAAGAACAAAUAACUUAGAUCUUUAUUCUAAAAUUAAAAUUUAUAUUUACCGGUGAAGAUUGAUUUAUUUCUAUGUCUUAGAAGUGUAGAUAAUAAAAUGUUGUUAAUGAAUGUUUUAUAACGACUGUGGAAAGUAACAAAAGUUCAGAAGUGAAUGUAAGGAAGAAAAUGUUAUGUUUCUAUAAAUGAAGAUAUGCCAAUUAAUUUAUGUAUAGAUAUUUUAUCUGAAGUUAAAAUAAUUCUAGUCAUCUAGAAUGCCAUGCAUUUUAGUAAUAUAACAAUUUGCCACAAAGUGUAUUAGCUAUAAACAUGAAAUAGCUCAUUAAACAUAGCGAGUUUAUUUUGGUUUCCGCUUCUUACAAAGUUUUAAAUGUUUUACUUAAAUACAAUGUACAUUUUAUUCUAUACUUUCGACUGCCCUCUUUGUCAGGUGUUAAGAAUUUGUUUAUAUUUUAUCUAAACAGAAGACGCAUUCAAGCAAUGCCAAUUCAAUUUGAAACCUUAAGACUGUUGCUAUGCCAAUUGCUGUUAACAAUUGCUAUGCUUCCGAAUUUGAAUCGCUAAGUUCAUUGUUCAUCUCGACCUUGGCAGAAAACAAAUAAUUUUUUGGUAAUAUUGAGCAAAUGAAUAGAUUACCCUCCAGAUUCACUGUAGCUUUGUGUGAUUUAGUAACUGCUUUUCCAAAUACAAAAAUGUUGUCUUUAAGAACAAAGAAAAUGUGAUUAAUUUAAGUAUGACUGAUUGUAUGUAAUAUA